This is a messenger RNA of Salvia splendens (bonfire salvia), 794 nucleotides long. RefSeq lists its product as uncharacterized. NCBI's taxonomy places the organism in Eukaryota, Viridiplantae, Streptophyta, Magnoliopsida, Lamiales, Lamiaceae. The transcript is spliced from 2 exons. Bases 114 to 599 code for a protein of 161 amino acids. The record is from RefSeq and is a predicted model, not a curated record.
UGCAGAGAAUAAUAAAUCCCAAUAACAAUUGUGAACCACCAAAACAAAGAAUCCUCCUCACACAACACACACGCAAAAGCAGAAGAGCAUCUCUCUCUCUCUCUCUCUAAAACAUGCAGAGGCAGUCACUGGGUUCUCCCUCGUCAAAGCUCGUGAAGGAUGAAUCCCAAUCUUCAUCAUCAUCAUCUCUUGGAGAGGAAUGCCAGCAACAACAACAACAACAACAAGAGCAGCUCAAAAAGCUCAACCCCAAAACCCCCAUGCCUCAGUCCUACAUUCACCUCAUUCCUCUUCUCACCCUCCUCUGUUUCCUCAUUCUCUACCUCUCUUCCCACAACCCCUCUCUAAACGGUACACUUCUCCCUUCCUCAUUCAAUCACCAUCCCAUUUUCUUCUCCUUUUCUAACUUUUUAUUUGCUUCAGAUUUGGCGGACUUCAAUAGCUUCAAUGCCAUUUCUGACCCUGCUGAAAGCAUUUCGGAAUUGCAAGGAAUAAUGGAGAUUGAAAAAGGAGAUAUCUUGGCCAUACGGAGCUUGAAGAACUUGAAGCUGCAGGAGGCCAAGCACCGCCGCCUCCACCGCAAAAUCCCCCAUUUUUAGCCCCUUUUUCUCCUCCUAACAAAGUUACAGCAUUUGGUUUUCCUUCUUCUGUCGGUGGCAUCUUUCAAUUCUGGCUUCUUCCUCUCUCUUUUUCAUUUUUCUACUCCAUUUCUAAUGUGAAUUUGAUGGCCAUUUUAACUAUUUGCACACGUGUAUUUAUUUAUGUGCAUAUCUAAUUCAUGAACUUUGCUGCUA